This is a messenger RNA of Papaver somniferum (opium poppy), 2276 nucleotides long. RefSeq lists its product as uncharacterized. The transcript has 6 exons. The record is from RefSeq and is a predicted model, not a curated record. The coding region runs from base 71 to 2065 and encodes 664 amino acids. NCBI's taxonomy places the organism in Eukaryota, Viridiplantae, Streptophyta, Magnoliopsida, Ranunculales, Papaveraceae.
UUAGGCUUUAUAAAUGUUCGUUGGAUUUUAUUUUUAGGGCAAAAAUGAGAUUUUUGUUGUUGUUGUAACAAUGGAGAAGGCGGCUGGUGCUGGUAAUGAAGAAGAAGAAGAAGAGAUUUGCCGUAGAAAAUAUGGGAAAUGGAGAUGCAAGAAUGCAAGUGCUGAUAAUGAAUUGCAUUAUUGUCAAAAACGUUACAAUCUUCGUGCAAAGAAGACAACUAGGGAAGCUCCAGGUUCUGGUCCUAUAGAAGAUGAAACUAGGGAAUGGAGACGUAGUAGGAAGAAGGUAAUGGAGGAGGAAGAUGAUGAUGACACCUAUGAUACAAUUGUAGGUGGUGCUUCUUCCAAAAUUGAGGCAAAGAGGAAAAAAAUCGAAUCAACAUCUGAAGAACUAAAAUCAUCUACAGAAAUUAGUGAACCUGUUCUUGAAUUGGAGAAUCUGGACCAUUAUAAAACUGAGCGCUUCCAAGUGUCUGUGGAAUUAGAGCUUGCGAAGAAGGAAUUGGAGCUUGCGAAGACAAAUCUGGAGCUUGAGAAGAAGAAUGAUGCUAGUGAUGAGGAUGCAACUGAAUAUUGGAGGAACAAGUGUUCGGAUUUGGAGAUUGUAGUCCUGGCAUUGGAAAUUGAAUACUUAAUAAUGAGAUAUGAAGAAACUAGGGAAUCGAAACGGUCGAGGAAGAAGAAUGUAACGGAGGAAAAAGAUGACGGGUCCGUUAAUGAUACCUGUGACUUUUCAUCUGUUGAUUUAAGUCAGGCCCCCUUAAGGAAAACUGAUAAAGAAGGUGGUUCUGCCAAUGUUGUGACCAAGACGAAGCUGCCUCCAGAUGGACAACGUUGUUGUAUAAGUAGCAGGGGAUGGAGAUGCAAGAACUUUAGGAUGGGUCAUGGUGCUGCUGCUGAUGAUGAUAGGGUUCCGAAGACCAACCAUUGUGAAAAACAUUACAGUUAUUUUGCAAACUAUAAUCAGAUGCUCAGGAACAAGACGCAGAUGAUGAAGAAGAAGCCGCCUCCAGUUGGAGAACGUUGUUGUCAAACUGGUGGUGGUGGAUGGAGAUGCAAGAAUUUUAGGAUGGGACAUGGUGCUGCUUCUGAUGAUGAUACUGUUCCUAAUACAAGAUAUUGUGAAAAACAUUACAGGCAUCAAUCAAGGGAAUAUAAGCAGAAGAUGCAAUUUAAGAUAGUAGAAAUUAGGGGCUCGAAACGGAGGAGGAAGAAGGUAGCGGAGGAGAUGGAGAAGAACAAGCUUCUGCCUCCAGAUGAACAGCGUUGCUGUCUAACCAAUGGAAGUACAUGGAGAUGCAAGAAAGCUAGGAUGUCUCAUGCUGCUGUUGAUGAUGAAACUUUUCCUAAGACAAUAUAUUGUGAAAAACAUCACAAUCUUCGCGCGAAGUAUUACGAGAAUCUUAAGGAGGAGGAGGAGGAGGAGGAGAUGGAGAAGAAGCUGCCUCCCGAUGAACAUGGUUGUUCUCAAACUAAUGGAAGUACAUUGAGAUGCAGGAAUUUUAGGAAGAGAAGUUGGGGUAGGGAAAGUGCAUAUUGUGGUGCUACUGGUCCUAGAAAAUGUAGGGGCUCGAAACGGAGGAGGAAGGUAACUGAGGAAGAUGACCGGACACUUGAUGUAACAGAAGCCGAUACAAUUAAGAAGAGAAGUGGGGACGGGGAAGCUGCAGGUUGUAGCGCUACUGGUCCUACAGAAUAUAGAGGCUUGAAAUGGAGGAGGAAGAAGGUAACAGAGGAAGAUAACCGGUCCUUUGAUGUAACAGGAAGUAUGCAACCAGCUACCAGUGAUGAUGAUACCUCUGUUACAAUUUCAGAAGGCCGUACUGGCAAUAUCAGGAGGAAGAGGAAAAAUGUCGGAAGAGCGGAAGAUGACCAGUUCGUUGAUGAUACUCUUGGCGAAUUUGAAGGUUUUGACGGUUAUGUUGAUUCAGAAAAUUCUGUUGGUGACCUUAUGGAUAUGCUGGGGAUGAAAAAUUGGAAUUGGAACAACGAUAAAAUGAAAUGGAACUCUGAGGCUGAUAUGCUUUCUUGCUUUGAAGAGGAUCCUGUUCUGUCAUACUUAUAACUGAAUGAAAUUACGGUUUUUGCAGUUACAAUACAUUUGCUAGUUCAAUGUUGUAAGAAGCUGUAAGCUUGUUGGUUUACAGUCCUAUACUUUCUAGGCUCCUUGCCAAUCUACUGCACGGGAUAUUAGGAACUGGAGGAUAACUAAUCUGAAUUUCAAUCUUUUUACUGAAAUAGUUUGUGGAGAUUAGAUGAUCCUGCAAUUUACUUUA